AUGGCAACCGAGCGUCGAGAACGAAGACCCUCAGUGGGAGCCCCUAUUGCCGACCUCCAGGGUCCUGUCGGUCCUGGAUUCAGUCGGCCCAAACACAAGCGCACUUUCACGGGUUUCGGGCCCUCGGAGAUCAAGAGUGUAGAAGCGAGCAUCCCCGAGCCUUUACGUGAGGCCUGGCGCAAAUACUCCGCUGCUGGAUUUUCAAACAAAGAAGAAUUCGAGAAAGAGCUUGUGCGCCAUAUUGAGACGACGCUUGCUCGCUCGCUGUACAACUGCGAUGAAUCCGCUGCAUACUCCGGAACAGCGCUGGCUUUUAGGGAUCGGUUGAUCAUCGACUGGAACAAGACCCAGCAGCGUCAGACAUUCAAUGACCAGAAGAGAGUAUACUACCUCUCCCUUGAAUUUCUCAUGGGGCGAGCGCUGGACAAUGCGAUGCUGAAUGUGGGCCAGAAAGAGGCAGCUCGAGAUGGUCUGAGAGACCUUGGCUUCCGCAUCGAGGACAUCAUCAGCCAAGAACACGACGCGGCCCUGGGUAACGGUGGUCUCGGGCGUUUGGCAGCAUGUCUCUUGGACAGCCUGGCGACACUGAACUACCCAGCAUGGGGUUAUGGCCUGCGAUAUCGCUACGGGAUCUUCAAACAGGAGAUUGUCAAUGGCUACCAGAUGGAGAUUCCGGACUACUGGCUUGACAACAACCCUUGGGAGUUUCCCCGACAUGAAAUCACCGUUGAUAUUCAAUUCUACGGCUGCGUCCGCAAAUACCAGGACGAGAAUGGCAGGAUCGUCCACUCCUGGGAGGACGGUGAAAUAGUUCAAGCAGUCGCUUACGAUGUGCCGAUUCCUGGAUAUGGCACCAAGACGACCAACAAUCUCCGCCUGUGGUCGAGCAAGGCAAGUAGCGGCGAGUUUGACUUCCAGAAAUUCAAUGCCGGAGACUACGAAAGCGCCGUGGCGGACCAGCAGAGCGCCGAGACCAUCUCGGCCGUGCUUUACCCGAACGACAACCUGGAACGAGGUAAAGAGCUCCGCCUGAAGCAGCAGUAUUUCUGGUGUGCGGCUUCUUUGUAUGAUAUUGUCCGGCGAUUCAAGAAGACCAAGCGGGCGUGGAGCGAGUUCCCCGAUCAGGUGGCGAUUCAGCUCAACGACACCCACCCGACUCUUGCAAUCGUGGAGUUGCAGCGCAUCCUGAUUGACAUUGAAGGUCUCGAAUGGGAUGAGGCAUGGGUCAUCGUGACCAAAACCUUCGGGUACACCAACCACACGGUUUUGCCCGAGGCGCUGGAGAAAUGGUCGGUUCUGCUGAUGCAAAACCUGCUUCCACGACACCUGCAGAUCAUCUACGAUGUCAACCUGUUUUUCUUGCAGUCGGUCGAGAAACGGUUCCCCAACGACCGGAACAUGCUGGCGCGAGUUUCAGUCAUUGAAGAAACGCAUCCCAAGAUGGUGCGCAUGGCGCAUCUGGCCAUUAUUGGGUCGCACAAAGUGAAUGGCGUGGCUGAAUUGCAUUCCGAUCUCAUCAAAGCCACCAUAUUCAAAGAUUUUGUGGAGAUCUAUGGUCCAGACCGGUUCACCAAUGUCACCAAUGGCAUUACCCCCCGGCGCUGGCUGCACCAAGCCAACCCGAAGUUGUCUGCGCUGAUUGCCGAGAAACUCGGAGGAUACGAGUUCUUGACAGACCUGACCCUCUUGGAUAAGCUAGAGGCAUUUGUGGAUGACAAGGCCUUCCGAGAAGACUGGGCGAGGAUCAAAUCGGCCAAUAAACUGCUCUUGGCUAGGUACAUCAAGGAUACGACAGGAUUUGACGUGAACCCGAAUGCACUGUUUGACGUGCAGGUGAAGCGCAUUCACGAGUACAAGCGCCAGCAACUGAAUAUCUUCGGGGUGAUUCACCGCUACCUGAGCAUCAAAGCGAUGUCGGCCGACGAGCGCAAGAAGGUCGUGCCUCGAGUGUCGAUCUUCGGUGGUAAGGCGGCUCCGGGAUAUUGGAUGGCAAAGACGGUCAUCCACCUCAUCAACAACGUGGCAUCCGUUGUGAACAAGGACCCGGAGAUUGGCGACCUCCUGAAGGUGAUUUUCAUUGAGGAUUACAACGUCAGCAAGGCUGAGAUCAUCUGCCCGGCGUCGGACAUCAGCGAGCACAUCUCCACGGCUGGCACCGAGGCCAGCGGCACGAGUAACAUGAAGUUCGUCCUGAACGGCGGAUUGAUCAUCGGGACUUGCGAUGGCGCGAAUAUCGAAAUCACGCGCGAGAUCGGCGAGCAAAACAUCUUCCUCUUUGGCACGCUCGCCGAAGACGUCGAAGACCUGCGCCACCGGCACUUCUACAGCGAUUUCCAGCUGGAUGCCCAGCUGGAGCGGGUGUUUAAUGCCAUCAAGGAGGACAUGUUCGGCGACGCGGCCGACUUUGCCGCGCUCACGGCGUCGAUCGAGGAGCACGGCGAUUACUAUCUGGUGUCGGACGACUUCAACUCGUACGUCACCACGCACGAGAUGGUCGACGAGACGUUCCAGAAUAAAGAGAAGUGGCUGGCCAAGUCGAUUACCAGCGUUGCGCGCAUGGGCUUUUUCUCGACGGACCGGGUGAUUAAUGAGUAUGCUGAUAGUAUCUGGAACGUGGAGCCUCUGGAGGUGAAGGAUUGA
Molecule: messenger RNA, 2640 nt
Organism: Penicillium alfredii
Lineage: Eukaryota; Fungi; Ascomycota; Eurotiomycetes; Eurotiales; Aspergillaceae
Gene: glpV
Product: glycogen phosphorylase
Exons: 8
Coding region: 1-2640 (879 amino acids)
Biological process (GO): glycogen catabolic process
Cellular component (GO): cytoplasm
Molecular function (GO): glycogen phosphorylase activity; pyridoxal phosphate binding
Source: RefSeq, a predicted model, not a curated record